AUGGCUCCUCGUACUGAGGCCUGUCUUUUCGACAUGGAUGGCCUCCUUCUCGACACCGAAGACAUCUACACCAAGUGUGUCAACAUCAUCCUCGAAAAGUAUGGCAAGGGAACUCUCCCGUGGUCUAUCAAGGCCAAGCUUCAGGGACGCCCUGGUCCUCAAGCCAAUAAGAUCUUCCACGACUGGGCUCAGCUCCCCAUCACCUCCGCAGAGUACGUCGCCGAGAACACGAUGCUCCAGAAGCAGCUGUUUCCAGACACAAAGCCUCUCCCUGGUAUCGUCGAUUUGCUCGGCCACCUAGGCCGAACCCGAUAUUGGGAGGUCAAGGAUGGUGCUACUACUGAAGCUAAGGGCAAGUCCAGCAGUGAGCCUCAACGGGUUCACAUCGCUCUGGCCACUAGCUCCCAUCUUGGUAACUUCCGUGUUAAGACAAGCCACCUCGAGGAGCUUUUUGCUGUUUUCCCUUCCCACCGCCGUGUCCUUGGAGACGAUUCCCGCCUGACUCCUGGCCGCGGAAAGCCUCUGCCCGACAUCUUUCUUCUCGCUCUGAAGACCAUCAACGACAGCCUUCCUGCUGGCGAACGACCUAUCACCCCUGAGGAGUGCCUUGUUUUCGAAGAUUCAGUCCCUGGUGUCGAGGCUGGUCGUCGUGCCGGUAUGCGCGUGAUCUGGUGCCCUCACCCGAUGUUGAAGAAGGAGUACGAUGGACGAGAGGCUGAGGUCCUCGCUGGACGCACUGGUGAGGCUGGAGAAGUCGAUCUCCAUCAGGUUGGUGAGAUUGAUGAUGGUUGGGCCGAGUACAUGCUCAGCCUUGCUGACUUCCCCUACGAAAAAUUCGGCAUCGUCGUACCUCCUGUCGAGGUUGAGAAGGAAGAUUGCAUGAAAGAGGUGUCCAAAGAGAUUGUUGCCGAAGUCUAG
Molecule: messenger RNA, 918 nt
Organism: Fusarium musae
Lineage: Eukaryota; Fungi; Ascomycota; Sordariomycetes; Hypocreales; Nectriaceae
Exons: 2
Coding region: 1-918 (305 amino acids)
Molecular function (GO): phosphatase activity
Source: RefSeq, a predicted model, not a curated record